AACUUAAGUUAAGAACUGACAUUUAGUAUCAAGUUACGAAAACACUGUGAAUUUAUUGUUGUCGUUUCUAUUUCCUAUUAUUUAGAAGUUCAUUGUGCUAAAUUAUUAAUAUGAUAGCGCGGCCCUGGACCGACGACCUGCCAAAAUGCAAGAACACUUGUGUUGCCUCCUACUUUUCCCGUUUAGGCGGUGGAAAUACGAACACAACGGAUGACUAUCUUUGUUUUUAUUGCCAAACUGAAGACAAUUUUUCUCUAUAUGGAGUAUUUGAGCCACACAAUGGGUUGGAUGCUGCGAGGUUUAUCAUGCAGAGGAUGGCUGCCGAGAUCCUGUUCCCGCCACCAUCAGCUAACACUGACGAGGAGAUUAGAGAAAGACUGAGAAAUGCAUUCAUAUCUGUGGAGAAGGCUUAUGCAGAGAACUAUGAUGGUAUGAUAGCUGAGAGGACGAGCCUGCAGUACCAGUUAAGGACUUUAAAUGAUACACAGAUUACUCAAAACAACAAUAUACUGGCCCGUUUAAAAGAAAUCGACGUCCAUCUAUCUGGUGGUGCUGCAGUAGUAAUAGCACUCGUCCACGCCAACAAACUAUUCGUAGCUCAUGUGGGAGACACGAGAGCCUUGCUGUGCAGGACGGACGACAAUGCUGUGUUGAGGGUGGUUCAGUUGACGGUAGACCAUAGCUUGAAUAAUGAGGAUGAGUUGUUGAGGCUACAGCAACUUGGUCUUGAUGUUAAUAAGUUGAGGAAUGCACAAUACCUGGGUAACCAGACGGGCACGCGUUGUCUCGGCAACUACCUCGUGAAGGGGGUGUACAAGGCAUUCCCCACCAUCAGUGCGGCGGUCACCGAACCUGUUAUCGCUGCUCCGGAGAUACACGGACCCAUUGUGCUGGAUGAGUCUUGCAGGUUCCUCGUUCUAGUCAGCGCCGGCGUGUACAAGCGCAUACAGGAAGCCAAAGGCAGUUAUGAACAGACAAACAAACAGCUCGCACAAAUCAUAGUAGAAAACUUCAGAAAAGAGACCGAUUUCAGAAUGGUCAGCCAAUCGGUACUCGAAGAAAUAGAACAAGAAUUCGUAUCUUAUUGCGUUAAGAACAACCUAACGCCAAAACCAAACACUCAUAUGUCUCUAUUAAUAAGAAAUUUCAACUUUUUACCGACAAAUGAAGAUGAAAACAUACCACAUCAAACGGUGACUCGAAACGCGUCGGUCCGAUUCAAUCCGAUCGUUCAAUCGAAAUCGAAUACGUUGCUCAACGAAAUCGAUUCGGAAAUCUACUCGUCUGGUACCACGAAUGAGAUUGAAACGAACGAUUCUAAUAUCGAUACUAAUCGAUCGAUUGAAUCGACCUCCGAUAUUUAUCCUACUGGCAGACAGUUUGAUCGAGAUCGCAAGAUUAAGGGCUAUGUUGACUUUUCUUGUUAUUUCGAGAAUGUUGCUAAGGCGAGGAAGAAUGGGACUUUGCCGGACUUUAUUAAGUAGCUACUAUUGACUGCUGAAACGUCCAGAUCAAAACAUAGUCACAUGAACUAAUUUUUAUUCACAGCGCCAUCUGUGGGUAACCCUUGUAAAUAUAGUGAUGUUGUGAACAAAUAUAGCUUUUAUUUGUGUCUUUGUUGCCCAAACAAAAGUUUAAAUAACAAAAAGCUACCCAAAUAGAUUAUUUUAUCAUUUGUAACGGGUUUGAUUCCUAGGCUGACAGUAUUCAGAGGCUUUAUAACUUUUUAAUGUUUCUAAGAU
Messenger RNA from Trichoplusia ni (cabbage looper), 1742 nucleotides. It is a transcript of the gene tab1, whose product is annotated as TGF-beta-activated kinase 1 and MAP3K7-binding protein 1-like. Lineage: Eukaryota; Metazoa; Arthropoda; Insecta; Lepidoptera; Noctuidae. The coding region runs from base 111 to 1484 and encodes 457 amino acids. The transcript is spliced from 6 exons. Gene Ontology annotation, molecular function: protein serine/threonine phosphatase activity. Gene Ontology annotation, biological process: protein dephosphorylation. The record is from RefSeq and is a predicted model, not a curated record.